AUGGAAUUUCUCAAGACGUGCACAACCAAUGCGCAAGCGAUAGGAGACUUUGAAGCCAUUGCCUACCAAGCCAUCUCCGUCACCCGCACCACCACCACCACCUCACCUCAAUCCUCCAAACAACCACCCCCAUCCUGGAGCCCUUCCGAAGACACACGUGCUGUCGAGGCUGAAUUGCGCCAUGCUCUCCACCUGGUUGCGCACGACACUGCGCGCCCCUGGCUCUGGCUGUUUAAGCCGACCACGGUUGACAAGCUAGGCCAAGCCAGUCCCCAGCUACCAGAAAUCGAUGGCUACCGCUUGCAACGCGAACACACGGGCGCUAUUAAAGCCAUCGAUCUAGUCCGUCCGCCCAUGCGCCCAGGCGCUCCGCACCCACCCUCAACAAACGCGCCUCAACGAGGCUUACAAAGCGGUAACAAUCCAAAACCCGCACAGGGAAGCACACAGCCGCAACCGUCUGCUGACCUACCCCCACCACCUGAUUGCUUUACCCUCUAUGAGCUCUUCACAUCGUCGGUUGUCGCAUUGAUCUCGUUCCACGUUGUCAAAGACAGCCCGGUCGUGGCUUUGAACUAUCGCACAUUCGUAUCCAAAGCCUCCAAGUGCAUUGAUGAUGCUCAAACUGAUGUUGAACCCCAACCAGAGGUGCAUCGUCUUACCAGUAUCAAUGUCCACUGGGCUAGCUCAGGCACGCUUUUGCUAUCAACUUUUACUGACCGAAAGAAUACCAUACGUUGCUUGAGCAGCGUCUCCACCCAAAGUGAGGAGAGACAGCUUGUUGGCACAUGCAUCCGUGUAGCACCCAAUGGUGUGCUUGCCACCAUCAUCAGUUUUGAAGAUCCUUUAGAUUCCAUCAACGAGGAAAUUAGCAUCCGUCACCGGAAACGUACAAAAUCAACAUCUCUAGAGCAAAACAUUGAGAAAUGGAAGUCGAGCGUCAAGCGUUGGCUAGGCUGGAAAGGCUACGAUUUGCCUGACUUAGACCAAAGAACCUCAUGGGUCAGGAUUCGCACUACGCUAACGUCAAGCCCCGUUCUCUGGAGCCCGGCUUCAGUCGGGCCAGAACGGGAUAUUCUAUGGCCACGAGCACUGUGUUUCUUCCACGUUACAAAUGAACCGGACCCUACAGUUACGGGAACAAACGCCAUCAGUACGGCUGGGAACUCCAAUAUACUGAGAUGGUUCGAGACACCAGAGUCCAUGGGCUUCAAGGACCCACUUGAUGUUGCACAAGAGUGGUUUUUGGGAAAGCCAGACCGUGAUAAGAUUCUUGAAGCACGUAAAAAGGCCAAAAAGGCCGAAGAAGACGCUGCCCGUCGUAAAGAGGAACAUCCUGGUCUGCAUCCAUCAUCGCCGCUCAACGCUCGUGGGGGAACCUAUGGCGACUUACAAGCAGUAAGCGGUGUGUACCCAACGCCACCAGAUGGAAUUGCCCCUGGCACUGGGGUAUCCUACGGCGACACACCGACUGUAUCUGGCACAGGUUCCAAUGUUGUUCUGGUCCCUGGAGGAAACAAUCCUGCCAUCAAUCUCUCUGCUCCACCAGACAGUGUCAAGACGGAAGACCAACAAAUGAUUACGACAUCUCCAGCUGUUCCUUCUGCGACCGAUAACUUCAACGCAUCUAGCGGUAACGAUGAUCUUUUUGAGGACAUGGAGGAAGACGGUUACACAGGUGACCGUAUCAACGAUACAGAUUUCGAUUUCUUUGACGGCCCGGAUAAUGACGACGUUGACAUGCUAGACGCACCUGCUCUCCCUAAUGAUAAUGCACCACCUACUCAUGCUACACAGGACCCGCAUCCCAAGGCCACUACUGAGUCCCAGGCCCAAGAUGACAUGUCGGAUCCUUUCGCAGCCCUCGAGAACGCCCUGGCUACAGCUUCUGAGCCUGUAAUGAGUCAAGACCAUGCAAAAGGCAAAGAACCCGCGCAUAUGCCAGCGCCCAAGAUUGAAAUCUCUGACAAUUCAGGAGACAACAAAUCAUCACCAGUGCGCAGAAACGUUUCAUUCUCCAGGGCACCCACGCCGCCUCUCAGUCCUAGUAAGAUCCUCAAAGCGCUAGAGCCGUCUCCACCUCGUAAAUCAGCAUCACGCAUUCGAUCAGAACGAAGUUCCGAGAGUCACCCUGAUGCACACUUCACUCCGGUUGUGUUUAAUCGUAAGAUGAGCUUAUCUGAUGCAAAGUAUCAGGGCGGACGGUUUAGUGCACAUCGCCCCACGACUCCGACUGGUCAAGUUCAGCUCAGUCCCAGCCCGGCUAGAAAUGCUCCCACUACACAACCGAAAAGCUUGAGAGAAUUUCCUUUGCUUUCGAAGCUUCGGCUCGCCGCUGGAAUUGCAUCCACGAACCGAAUCCCCGAGAUAGCGUCUCUGGCUCGUGCGGUUAGUGACGAUUCAGAUUCUUCAAGUGAGGUGUCGGAUGCAUCUGGCAACGAUUCUGGAGAUGAAGAGGUAGAGGUGACGCCUGCUGCAAUUAUGCAUAGCCUUACUAUGCCCGCCAAGAGAAAGCUGCAAAGUGAGGGCAACGCGACCCCACUGUCCGUGACCUCGUUUGCAGAAUCCCUAGGAGGGGACUGGCUAGAAUUGUAUGGCUUGCACCUAGAUGAAGCCAAUCUCAGUAGUUUCGAGCCAAGUCUUUGGGACUGGUCUCUAGUCAACGUCCCUUCUCCAGCUGAGCGGCCUGUAGCUGGAGCACGAUACAGUCUGCCUGCUUUGCUACCAGGCCCUGCGCAGAUGCCCGACACCCCUACUUCUCAGCCCGAUCCCGCGUAUGAGGUACCGGAUGAGAAGCCGCUGAGUGCAAAGGACAGCAUAUCCAUCACACAAAUCGUGACUGACCAGCUUGUCUCUACAACACUCGAUAUGCUCAACGAGGACCCACCCGUCAAGAGCGAAUUCAACAACGAUGCUGUGGCCGAGACGCCUUGGUACAACAUUAUUAAAAACCUCUUUCCAACGGUUACGGAUUGCGAUCUGCCUACAUUAGCCAGUGUCAACGAAGUAUUCCAAGACUAUGCCGCUCUGGCCAAAGCACAGCAAAGGCCUCCUGCACGAAAAUCAGACAGCCCAGCAGUCACAGGGAGUCACAUGUAUCAAAUCCAGGCGCCAUUCCUGAGAGUGCGCCGUGCAGAAACGCACUGGGAUCUACUGCCGCCUGCGGUGGCGUUUUGGGAGACUCUAGGGCUCUCCCCUAUCAGCCACCCAAAGAACAUUGUCACAUUCUGUGUAUAUCCCCACAGCGAGGCAAUCAGGCCGUGCUUGGAAAGUUUUCUACUUAAUCUCCAACUUACCUACGAUGGUUGUAAACUUGGUAAUCAUAGUCGGGUAGAGACAGCGGCAGAGUACGAAGGCGGUCUUGUACCUGUCAGAGCAACCUCGACCAUUACACCACGAGAAACAUUCAAACUUCUCAGAGAUACUUGCAUCCAGCUUGGUAAGCAUCUCGCUCUCCAGUACGGCCAGAUACGAGAGCAGCAGGAUUCCAAGGUCGACGCUUUUGUCAUUUAUAUGAUUGAUCCUUUUGGAGGAUCAUCAGCAGUUUGGGAGCUGUGUUCGGCCUUUUGGGCGCUCUUCCAGGCAUACACGCAAGGUCAUCCAGGACGUCCAGACCAGCCACAGAAGCCAGAUGUCGUGCUACAGAUCAUCCCGAUGAAGUACGUUGCUUCAUUUGAUGCACCCGUUAUCCUUGACCCAUCUACGUACAUGGGUCUUGCGCGAGAGGUCUACGAUCGAUGCCCUCCCAGUGCGCCAAGUGGUGACAAGACAUCUCUCAGCAUAUACAAAGCACCCGCGUUCCAUCUGGAAGAGACACUGCCGCGCAAUAUCCCUUUCAAACUUAUAUCAGAGCCGGCCCAGGACUUGCUGCGGGAAAACACGUACAUGCAUCUCGGCUACGCCAUUAGUCUCGAUGGUGCGUGGGUCACUGCUGCAUGGACUGACAGCUGUGGCAAGUCCCAAGCAGUCGUCUCGUACUACCUAGGGACAAGAAUGUUCAGAGAGAUUGCAAAGGAGAUAUGGCAAACCACGAUCGAGAUACUGCAAUCUCGAAGAGUCAACUGGCGUGUCUGCAUCGCUAAAGCUGGUGUACUUGAAAGGGAAGAGCUCGAGACAUGGGUCUUUCUCAUCUCAUGUCCUACACAGAUCAAUGUCUUUGUCACGUUGCUCACAGCAGUUGAUACGGAUCCGCCAUACCAAUUCACCCCUACGGUGCCUAAUCCAACCCCAGCAACUGGUGCUGGAGCUACUACUCCAGGUUCUACACCCCAAGCUGGUGUGUCGCCUUCAGAUCCAGGACCAGGUCUUACACCCGCCGCCACACCUGCCGCCGACCCCACGGCUACAGACCCAGCUGCCGAUCCCGAAGCACGUCUCAUAGAUGUAACUGACGACACUUGGGGCAUAAUUCUUGCCCAUCGUUUGCACAAUUCGCACACAACGACCCAAUUCAGCCCAGCCCUCAUAUCCGGCCUGCUCAUCAAACGCGGCGAAACAUUACAAACGUCCAACAGCAUCGCGCACCCUAUUCCAGACCCAGAGCAAGGACCCAUUGUCAUCGCCGUAAAUUUUCUCUGGAUCGGUGCAGUAGGCUCAUCUCGUAAUGCCGCGACCAACUUGCCCUUUCCCUCAGGUACAUCGUCUUCUGCAAAUGCAUCGGCAUCCUCCUCAAUAUCGUCCUCGGACCUGCCCAGUCCUGGCGGUUCCAAUCUCCCGAAUCCAUAUGCCAGCAACCCUGGUACGCCACAGAGUCCUGGACCGGGCCAGGAGGGUCAGAGAAGCACAACAAGUCUCAUGUGGACGCCUACACCGCAGACGAGAACGACAGCCGAAGGACUGCUGAAAGAAGUCCUCGGACAAUUUAGGGCAUUGGGCUUGUUGGCUAAGUUGAGAGGAAUGAGGGGUACGAGGAAUGGAACUAUCCCCUGGCAUGUUGCUGCUGCUAAGAGGGGAGUUGAGGGUUUGAGUAAGAUUAGCAGUGGUGUUGGAACUGCAGUGUGA
Bipolaris oryzae ATCC 44560 is the source of this 5001-nucleotide messenger RNA. RefSeq lists its product as uncharacterized. Gene Ontology annotation, biological process: regulation of transcription by RNA polymerase II. The transcript is spliced from 2 exons. Bases 1 to 5001 code for a protein of 1666 amino acids. NCBI's taxonomy places the organism in Eukaryota, Fungi, Ascomycota, Dothideomycetes, Pleosporales, Pleosporaceae. Gene Ontology annotation, cellular component: mediator complex. The record is from RefSeq and is a predicted model, not a curated record. Gene Ontology annotation, molecular function: transcription coregulator activity.